UGUGCCACUGCCGCUGCCGGUCUCUCGUCGCCCGUUGCUGCCAUGGCAACCGCGCUGUGCCCGCUCCGCGGCCUUGCGAGCUCCGCGCUCCGGCCCCGCCGCAUCCACCUCAGCGCACCCAGCAAUGAUGCAGUUGUGAUCUCAGGCAGAAAGCUGGCCCGGCAGAUCCGGCAGGAAGCCCGUCACGAGGUCGAGCAGUGGGUAGCAGCUGGAAACAAGAGACCUCACCUCAGCGUUGUCCUCGUGGGUGAGAAUCCAGCAAGUCACUCCUAUGUGCUGAACAAAACCAAAGCAGCUGCUGACGUCGGUAUCAGCAGUGAAACCAUCCUCAGGCCAGCUUCUAUUACUGAAGAGGAGCUCCUGGAUUUGAUCAGCAAACUCAAUAAUGAUGCCAAUGUGGAUGGCCUGUUAGUGCAGCUUCCUUUACCUGAACAUAUUGAUGAACGCAAGAUUUGCAACGCUGUGAGUCCAGACAAAGAUGUUGAUGGCUUUCACGUGAUAAACGUGGGGCGCAUGUGCCUUGACCAGUACUCCAUGCUGCCAGCCACCCCCUGGGGCGUAUGGGAGAUCAUUAAGAGAACUGGCAUCCCAACACUGGGGAAGAACGUGGUGGUGGCUGGCAGGUCGAAGAACGUGGGCAUGCCCAUUGCCAUGUUGCUGCAUACAGAUGGCAGGCAUGAGCGCCCAGGAGGUGAUGCCACAGUCACGAUAUCCCACCGCUACACUCCCAAGGAGCAACUGAAGCAACACACUAUCCGUGCUGAUAUUGUGGUAGCAGCAGCAGGCAUUCCCAAUCUGAUCACAGCUGAUAUGAUCAAAGAAGGAGCUGCAGUUAUUGAUGUGGGAAUAACGAGAGUGCAGGAUCCCAUCACUGCCAAACCCAGGCUGGUUGGGGAUGUGGAUUUUGAAGGGGUGAAGAAGAAAGCCAGCUACAUCACCCCAGUCCCAGGGGGAGUUGGGCCCAUGACUGUUGCCAUGCUGAUGAAGAACACCAUCAUCGCUGCCAAGAAGCUGUUGAAACCCAAAGAGCUGCAGGCAUUAACAGUAUAAUGGGGGCUCUGCUUAGCCAUGAGCAUGACAUUCCAAACUGACUCCCAAGCAGGCCGAGAGAAAAUGCAAUAUAUUUAUGGUAUUGGAAGUGGUAUUUCCUAUUCUGGGGCCACAGAUGUUUAUUGGAAGCUGAAGCACAUGCACAUUAGUUGUAUGAAGGUGUGAAUAUCUACACUCCUGGCCUACUCGUGCUAGCAAAGCUGCUUUACAGUUAAGUAAGCUCUUCUAGGAGCUGGUCCUGCUCUUGCAGGGCUGGGAUUAGGAUCCUGGGAGCUCAGCGUGGCAUUAGCAAUCCCAUGGGAUGUAGAGCACUGCUCCACAGUGCAAAAGCAACAGCUCUGUGGUCCUGUCCUCACAAAAUGCUCAGUCUGCUGGUGUUUGAGAAGACCUCAGCAUGAGUCAAUGCUGGAUGUUUAGUGUGAGUUAAGCUCUUCUGUAAGGUAAGCUACUUGAAGAAUAUACAAUGAAAAGCCAUAUCUCUGUUCUCAGUCUGUGCAGGGCCCUGGGCAUUGGUGGAUCUGUUGUAACAUGUUAGUAGUGUGUGGCUAAGCUGGAUUUUGGUUUUGCUAUUUGAAGAGUGACUUUUUAAAGCCUUUUUUUCUAACCAAAGAACAAGAUGGGGCUGUUGGUGUGUUCCCUGGGCACACAGGAGGCUGCCUGGGCUCUUGUAAAGUGUUGCAAGUGCUUAGUGAAUGAUGCAGGCUGGCUCUAAAUAAAGUGUGGUAAGGUAAAAAA
This is a messenger RNA of Melopsittacus undulatus (budgerigar), 1785 nucleotides long. RefSeq names its product methylenetetrahydrofolate dehydrogenase (NADP+ dependent) 2, methenyltetrahydrofolate cyclohydrolase (gene MTHFD2). The record is from RefSeq and is a predicted model, not a curated record. Lineage: Eukaryota; Metazoa; Chordata; Aves; Psittaciformes; Psittaculidae. Gene Ontology annotation, molecular function: methenyltetrahydrofolate cyclohydrolase activity; methylenetetrahydrofolate dehydrogenase (NAD+) activity; methylenetetrahydrofolate dehydrogenase (NADP+) activity. Gene Ontology annotation, biological process: tetrahydrofolate interconversion. Gene Ontology annotation, cellular component: mitochondrion. Bases 43 to 1050 code for a protein of 335 amino acids. The transcript is spliced from 8 exons.